Salvia splendens (bonfire salvia) is the source of this 2510-nucleotide messenger RNA. RefSeq lists its product as uncharacterized. The transcript has 4 exons. NCBI's taxonomy places the organism in Eukaryota, Viridiplantae, Streptophyta, Magnoliopsida, Lamiales, Lamiaceae. Bases 537 to 1451 code for a protein of 304 amino acids. The record is from RefSeq and is a predicted model, not a curated record.
AUUUCCAAGCUAAAAGUGGCAACAUUUUUCGGCUCCUGAUCUCUGUAUUGCUUCUUCUGAUUGAGGUGUUUUCUGCCUUUUUCUUACUUUCUUGCGUUUGAGGCUGUGAAGGAAGGAUUUGAGCUGGAAAAAGCAAAAUUCCAAGAAGGGACGUUAUGGCAAAAUAUAUCCGCCAUUUGGACCCUGAAAAAAAAAGUUUCCAGCCAUGGUAAAGACGCGAGAAGCUCUCGCGUCUUUUAACUAAACACGCGUGAAGCUCUCGCGUGUUUAAUUAAACACGCAUCAGGCUAUCGCGUGUAUACGUAACACGCAUCAGGAAAUCGCGUGUUUAGAUAAACACGCAACAUGCUCUCGCAUGUUUCGUUGUACACAAAUUCCAGCCCAGACGGCAGAGACCUCACUUUCCACUCGCGACUUCAGUUCCAGCUCGCUCAUUCUCUCACUCUCAGCGACGGCUAACGUCUCUAGCCAGCGAAAAUCGAAGUGAAUCCGAUAUUUUGAUGCUCUAAUUCCUAUUUGAAGUGGUGUUAGGUUUAAUGGUGUUUGUUAGUUUAUAUUGGGAUGGGAAAAUUAUUCAGCUCUCAGGUUUGGGUGUUGCUUAUGAUCCCCCUCGUGCAAAAUCAUUUAUUAUAUUGAAUGAAAAGAUAUCUUAUUAUCAGCUUGUUUCAAUGAUAUGUGAAAAAAUUGGAAUUGAGUUGGAUGCACAUACGAUUGAUUUAACAUGGAGGCAUCAUGUGGUUUUUAGUGGAGUGGUGAAUUAUAUAGCUACACCAGUGGAUGCUAAUUUGUUGGAGUAUAUGUUUGCUGAAAAUCCACGUCAAAUUGAACUUUUUAUUGAAUAUACUCCGGUUACCACUGCGUUGCAAUUUGAACCACCUAUCACUCAUCAUGAUGUUGGAACGUCUAGGAGAGAUGGUUAUCCUAGUUUUGAUGUCGGGAUAUCUAGGAGGGAUGAUGAAUAUCAUAGCUUUGAAUUCAACACAUCUGAGAGGGAGGUUGAUGAACCAUUAGAUGUACCAAAUAUGACAUGUGAUGGUUCAGAUGGUUCUGAUAAUUGUGAUGGUUCAGAUGGUUCUGAUAAUUGUGAUGGUUCAGAUGGUUCUGAUAAUGGUGAUGGUGCAGAUGGUUCUGAUAAUUGUGAUGGUGUAGAUAAUGUUGAUGGUGCAGAUGGCUCUGAUUGUGAUGGUUCCGAUGGUUCUCAACCAAGUGAUCUUGAUUAUAGUGCAGAAUCAUGUGAAGAUCCUACAGACGACGAGUCACUUGAUAUGAUGGUUGAGAAUUAUGUACAACCAUCUGUUCGUGGGGAGCAAUCUGUUCCCGACUAUGUGCCUGAAGGGUUACCAUUUUUCGAUCAUUACCAUGUGAAGGCAGCCGAUGUUACUUUUCAGAAGACCAUGGAUUGGUUGACGAAGAUAUGUGGUAUUGGGAUGAGGAUAAUCCGAGACAUAUAGAUGUGGGAACAAAAUUUGAUAGCAAAUUGCAGUUGAAAACUGCUAUCACAUUAUGGCAUGUGGGAACAGGUCGGAUGUAUGAGGUUAUGGAUAGUCAUUCAAGAAGAUGGCAUGCAGUAUGUAGGGACCCAUUUGGUCCGAAAAGAAGAGGCAGGGACCUUGGGCAACGCUACCCAUGUAAUUGGGAGGUUAAAGCAACGUUUAAGAAACAUGAUGGUAGCUGGUCGAUCAACUCAUGGGUUGAUCGUCAUUGCUGUAUGGGAGAUCACGAUCCAAGUGAACAUGUUAAUCUUACAUCAUCCAUGAUUGCUCUCUGUAUUCGAAGUCAAAUUGAAAACGAUGCUGAAUUCAAGCCUUCUGCAGUGCUUACAUAUAUCAAAGAUAAAUUUCACGUGAAAAUCAGCUACAAGAAAGCUAUUGAGCUUGUAUAUGGUGGGUGGGAGGGAGUUAUUUCAGAAGAAUGACCGUCGAGGGAGGCGUCAUCAUGUUAGGACUACAAGCAUAGCACGUGGAACUUAUGAUGUGCUAACCUAUCACAGAGGUCCGGGUAGAGGCCAUAAUAUACAUGUUGUGGAUUACCGUAAAAAGAGAUGCUCAUGUGGAAAGUGGCAGACCUGGAGAAUGCCUUGCUCUCACGCUGUAGCGGUGCUGAGAGAACGCAGUGAUGACAUCUUUAGUCAUGUUGAUACAUGAUACCACACAGAUGUUUGGAUUCACCAGUACGCAGCUGCGUUCCGUCCACUGAGACAUCAAGAUUAUUGGUAUGAACCUGAAUGGACACUGGAAUGUUCACCAGCACGGCUACUUCCUCGUUCACGUGGGCGGUACAACAGAAGCAGGAUACACAACCAAAUGGAUGAGCGCGACGAUGAUGCGCCAAGAGCUCCUCCUCGAUGCCGCAUUUGUGGAGAGACCGGCCAUAAUAGAAGAAAGUGCACUUUAGAACGUGUUGUGUAGUUAUAUUAUGUUUGAGACUCGUGAUUGAGGGUUGAAUAUUAUUAUGUGUUUGAACCAAGUUUAAGACUGAAAUGACAUUCUUAAGUAAUAUUGCUUAAAAAA